UUACAGCGUGCAAAUUGGUGUUCUGUGGCGUGCAACGUGAACGUGGUAUUGUUUUGUGUGGCAUUGGUGCGAAAGUGAUUCACAAUUAUGCCAAGCAAAGGGAUGGGACAAAGUCAGAAGCAUCGUAACCAAGCUAUCAAAUUAUUUCACGCUGUUAAAAAUAAAUACUGCACCAAAGAUUUUGUGUUGUCUCUAGUAUUUGAUCCGAAGAGAUUGCCGGUUGUGGGUUUAUUGCUAAUUGUCGCUGAAAUUUUUGUGAAUAUUGUGGUUAUACACACAGUUAGAUAUACAGAAAUAGAUUGGGUAGCGUACAUGCAGGAAGUUGAGGGAGUCGCAAAUGGUACACUGGAUUAUACGUACCUGAAGGGAGAUACAGGACCUCUUGUUUACCCAGCUGGAUUUGUAUACAUAUUUAUGUUACUCUAUUAUAUUACAGAGCACGGUCAAAACAUUAGGCUAGCUCAAUAUAUAUUCGCGUUAUUCUACAUUAUACUGUUGUGUUUAGUGUUUAGAAUUUAUUACAAGAGUCAAAAAGUGCCACCAUAUGUGCUAAUUUUAGUAUGCUGUACAUCUUACAGAAUCCACUCAAUUUUUGUCCUUCGUUUAUUUAAUGACCCAGUUGCUAUGAUAUUAUUGUAUGGUUCGCUGAACUACUUCUUGGACAACAGAUGGACUGUAGGUAGUAUUUUUUAUAGCCUGGCAGUGUCUGUCAAGAUGAAUAUUCUACUCUUUGCACCAGCAUUACUUGUAGGAUAUUUGACAUCUCUUGGCGUCCGAGGCACUAUAGUUCAGCUUUUUAUAUGUGCUUCUGUACAAAUAAUUCUUGGUCUUCCAUUUAUAUUGACUAAUCCAUUUGCUUACAUAAAGGGUGCUUUCAAUCUUGGCCGUGUUUUUCUUUUUGAGUGGACAGUUAACUGGAGGUUUUUGCCAGAAAAUAUUUUCAUUAGUCCAUACUUUCAUAUAUCACUCUUGAUGUUGCAUAUUGCACUUCUAGCAUAUUUUUAUGAUAUAUCACUAGUGUACCUUCGUAGCUAUGCUAGCCUGAAAGCACUUGAAAAUGACAUCCAACCUCAGCUGAAGAAACAUAAAGAAAAGAUAGAUAUGAAGACUGUUUCUCAGUUGUUUCUGCUUCCAAUGUUCACUUCAAAUUUUAUUGGUAUAAUGUGUAGUCGUUCAUUGCACUAUCAGUUUUAUGUGUGGUAUUUCCACUCAUUGCCUUACCUGUUGUGGUCUACACCUUUUUCUGAUGUUUGGAGAUUAUGCAUUUUAGGUGUUAUUGAAUUAUGUUGGAACACUUUCCCAUCAACAGCUGUAAGUAGUGUGCUGCUGCAUUUGUGUCAUAUAUGCAUUUUAUAUGGACUUCAAAGAAACAAAGUGCUGAGGAACCAGGCAACAACAAAAACAAAAUAAUCAUCACAGAUUUUAAUGGCUUUAACCUUGUACUGUGUUACUGAAUACCAAAGACUUUAACUACUGAAGACAAUUCUCUACUGAGUUGAAUGCUGCUGUCUGUUUUUUCACCUGCUAAAACCAGAAAUGAUAUUUACUUUUCCUCUGUUUUAUUGCUUGUAUUUAAAUUUUUGUGGAAGUUUUAAUGUUUUUGUUUUAAUUUCUGACUAAUUUGAUUAUUAAUGUAUAACAAUCAAAAUAUUUUACCUGCUAUUGUGUUCCAUGUUCUGUAGAUAUGAAAUUGAACUUUGAAUGCUGCUGAAUUAUGUGAAAAAUGAAAAUUUUCUCGGGUUCUUUUUUAACAAGAAAUCUUAAUUGAACCUAAGCGGGAUAUCGUUUUCUAUAAGUCUUGUUUUGUUCAUUGUUUGUGAUUUCAUUUAUCUUUAACAACAAGGUGUCUAUUCCUUUUUUUGAAAUUUUUGUUUCUGUAAUUUAUCCAUAACCGAAACUACAAGGCACUGCAGUAUCUGAUAGAAAGCAUAUUUUUGUGAUAUGUGUAUACACAUGUAAAAUAAUAUUUGAGUCAUAAUAUUUUUGUAGACAUUUUUAUGUUUCAAAAUGAUGAUCUAUGGACCAUUUUUGCUGGUUGAAACAAAAAGGAAAUUACUUGAAAUUGUCAAGGUUUAGUUGAAUUGUGGAGACAGUUCACAUAUUAUGCCACUAGACUGAUACAUUGGUGGAAAAUUUCCUAUGUGUGUACCCAAGAAACAUUAUCUCCAAAUAUUUGUUGCAUACAGGGGUUACAUAUAAAAUAUGUAAUAGUUUGUAUUCUUAUUGCCAUUUGGAAGCAUAUUCAUUUUAUAUUGCAUUUUACAAAAUGACUGUUUUGUAAGAAUACUAUUGUGUCUUCAACAAGUCAUAAUGUUAAAUAAUAGCCCUUUGAUUAAAAUGAGUGAUCCACAUUUCCAUAAAUGUGGAGAGUACCUAUUUUUAUAGUGGUUCUUUGUUUAUUAGUUACUGCAUCACAUUUUGUAUCACAUGUUGAAUUUUGUAUUGUAUGGAGUGUUUUAUCUAGUCUUGAAUGAUUAUAUACCAAUAAAUUUCAAAAAUUAAAGAACAUGGUUAUUAAUGAGUAUUUGUAGAAGGUAAUUAAUACCAGUUCUAAUCGUCUCUUGAAAAUGAGAUAAAACAAAUAAUUGCAUACCAGAAAUUUUCUUUUCCAAAAAUGCGCAAACUUGGAUGUGGAAUCCAAAAACAUGCAAAUUAAAUUCAAGGAAGAUUGGAAUGUAAUAUUCUGUUGAUAUAGUGGUCAUUGGAAAAAGGGCACUUUCAUAUUUGAAGAAGGAUGUGGGAAGGAAGAGACUGUGACCUUUCUUAGGAACCAUGUUGGCAUUUGCCUGUGGUGUUUUAGGAAGACAGGGAUAUCUUAGCCAUUGCUUUAUAAGCCAAAGCCAAGUUCCAUGAAAUACAACAACCACCAUAGUACUAAUGAUUUUCAAAUUAUCAAAAAUAUUGUAGAAAGAUAGAUAAA
Messenger RNA from Schistocerca nitens (vagrant locust), 2920 nucleotides. RefSeq names its product lethal(2)neighbour of tid protein (gene Alg3). The coding region runs from base 88 to 1410 and encodes 440 amino acids. Gene Ontology annotation, molecular function: dol-P-Man:Man(5)GlcNAc(2)-PP-Dol alpha-1,3-mannosyltransferase activity. The transcript is spliced from 2 exons. The record is from RefSeq and is a predicted model, not a curated record. Gene Ontology annotation, cellular component: endoplasmic reticulum. NCBI's taxonomy places the organism in Eukaryota, Metazoa, Arthropoda, Insecta, Orthoptera, Acrididae.